This is a messenger RNA of Ctenocephalides felis (cat flea), 600 nucleotides long. RefSeq names its product probable cytochrome P450 304a1. Lineage: Eukaryota; Metazoa; Arthropoda; Insecta; Siphonaptera; Pulicidae. Gene Ontology annotation, molecular function: monooxygenase activity; iron ion binding; heme binding. The record is from RefSeq and is a predicted model, not a curated record.
AUGCCGUAUACGGAGUCAUGCCUGCGCGAAACUAUGCGAAUUGAAACCUUGGUUCCUUUAAAUUUGCCGCAUCGCGCCCAAACUGACACCUUAAAUGGAUACAAUAUACCAAAAGACACUAUGGUCAUAACCAAUUUAUGGAGUAUACACCACGAUUCCGAUAUAUGGGGAGAUCCUGAAGUAUUUCGACCUGAACGAUUUGGAUUCACGCGGUUUGUUAAAGAAAAAAAUAUCACUUUACCAUUUGGAGCAGGAAAACGUUUGUGUGCUGGAGAAACGUUUGCACGUCAGAAUAUGUUCCUGAUGUUUGCAUCCUUAGUUCAAAAUUUCAUAUUUUCACCAGCACCCGGAAAAGAGAAACCGCCGCGCCGGGGAGAACUAUCAGGAUUCAUAAUUUCUCCAAAGGACGUUUGGAUAAAGUACCAAGUGCGGUAUUUUUUUACUGAUGGUAACUUUUGGCAUGAACAACGUCGCUUUGCAUUACGUUACAUGAGAGAUUUUGGAUUUGGAAGACGUUGUCCUUCAUUAGAAGCAAUGAUCAAUGAGGAGUUAAACGAUUUAAUUAAUUUGCUCCAAAAACGGUCCAGUAGAGAAAGAUGA